This is a messenger RNA of Malassezia pachydermatis, 2793 nucleotides long. Its product is annotated as serine threonine-specific protein kinase kin1. Gene Ontology annotation, biological process: microtubule cytoskeleton organization; protein phosphorylation; intracellular signal transduction. Gene Ontology annotation, molecular function: tau-protein kinase activity; protein serine/threonine kinase activity; ATP binding. The record is from RefSeq and is a predicted model, not a curated record. Gene Ontology annotation, cellular component: cytoplasm. The coding region runs from base 1 to 2793 and encodes 930 amino acids. Lineage: Eukaryota; Fungi; Basidiomycota; Malasseziomycetes; Malasseziales; Malasseziaceae. The transcript has a single exon.
AUGCCGCGGUCCGACAGUACCCGUUUUGAAGGAGAAGAGCAAUUCCGUUACCAUCUAGGUGACUACAUGCUUGGCCGUACAAUUGGUGCUGGUAGCAUGGGUAAGGUAAAGUAUGGCUACUGCAAAGCGGACAAGCGGAGGGUGGCUGUCAAGAUUAUUCCUCGGCAUACCUCUGUGAAUGGGGUGAUGCAAAGUCGUGCAAAGAACAAACAGCCGUCGUCUUCAACACAGAGCCAAAGUGAAGCAGACGCCGCGCUCUCUCGUGCGGCAGCCAAAGACGCAUCGAAGGAGGUGCGCAUUGUGCGUGAAGGUCAUCUACAGAUGUUGCUGCUGCACCCUUAUAUCUGCCGAAUGCGGGAAAUGAUUGUCCAUCAAAACCAUUACUACAUGGUAUUUGAGCAUAUCAAUGGUGGCCAGAUGCUUGACUACAUUAUUGCUCAUGGGAGAUUGCGAGAACGCGCUGCGCGAGGGUUUGCCAGGCAAAUUGGCAGCGCUUUGCAGUACUGCCAUGCCAACAAUGUGGUGCAUCGUGACUUGAAGAUUGAAAAUAUUUUGAUUUCCAAGUCAGGCAACUGCAAGAUCAUUGACUUUGGUCUCUCGAAUCUUUUUUCGCCUCGUGGCCAUCUAAAUACCUUCUGUGGCUCCCUGUAUUUUGCUGCGCCAGAGCUGUUAAAUGCUCGUGUAUAUACAGGACCGGAAGUUGAUGUGUGGAGUUUUGGCGUGGUACUCUAUGUGCUGGUAUGCGGUAAAGUGCCCUUUGAUGACCAAAGCAUGCCAGUGCUGCACGCGCGCAUUAAGCGCGGUAUUGUGGAAUACCCAGCGUGGCUGAGCCCAGAGUGCAAACACUUACUGUCACGCAUGCUAGUAACGAACCCUCAUCGCCGUGCCACACUUGAAGAAGUUGUAUCGCAUCCAUGGAUGUUGAAAGGCUUUGACUACGUGGAACCAUCAUACCUACCAAAGCGGACUCCCUUGCAAGCAGGUCAUCUUGAUCGUCGUGUGAUUGAGCGUAUGCAUGGAUUUGAAUUUGGUACAACCACUGAAAUUGAGCAUCACCUCAAUACCAUCCUAAGCAGCGAUGCCUAUCUUGCUGCUGUAUCCCAGUCAGAGAAUGGCUUUUCUCCGGCUGAGGAUCACACGUCCUCUACAUCGACGAGCAAUGGCAACCGACUCUCGCGUCAAUUCUCGGCCGGCUUGAACUUUUACAAACGCCAUUCGAUGAAGGCGAGUGAGGCGCCAAGUGAGCCGCUUAACGCGGAGGCCCCACCAGGCAUGAAAGGGCCGCUGAACCCAACUUUCGGUUUCCACCCAUUGAUUUCCAUCUACUUCUUAGUGAGGGAGAAGAUGGAGCGUGAAGUGCGUGGUGAAGAUGGGCUAAACUCAUCUGACUUGCUGCUCGACAAGCAUGUCCAGAGUCAGAACAAAGUCUUGCCGAACCUGCCACCACCCAAUGCAGCUAUCAAUACUGUAUUGCGCGACCCACCACCCACAGCUGCGCCUCUGGAUGAGUCUGUGGCCUUGGCGUUCUCGGCGCCGGCGGUGCCGUCGCCUAUUGACAUACCCUCACCUAUGGUCCGACCACCGGAACCGACUGUGGUCUCGCCCCUAGCGACAGAUCAUUCACCCGCUCUUCAGGUGUCGUCUACGGCCCUUUUGCCUCCCAGCAAGUCGGCAGCCUCGUCUGCCCCAAUGCCUGUCUUUGAGUCGCGUCAAAAGUCGCAGCCGCAAGGUACUAUGACUGGACCGCCUCGAGCCCGAGCUGCAGCGAACGAGUUGGAGUCCAAAUUGCGCAGUAACUGGGCCUCGCCUUCGACGGUAACCACAGAUGUCCAUGCGCCGCCUUUGGUUUCGCGUCCGGCUAUGCCCCAGCGCAGUCUAAGUCUAAGUCACUCUCACUUCAAGCCACGCCAACUGCCAAAGGGCUUGGAUCAUAAACUACCGCCCAGCGCUUUGGGAGCUGCGUCCGCGCUGCCAACCCUGGAGGAUAUCCAGAUAGAGGCUGGCGUUGGUCUCCCUCCGACCUCGCCAAACGCAGCGCCAUUGGCCUCGCCACCAUUGGAGGCUGGUUUGACGCGCCGAUUUGGUACUAUGGUUGUGCGUCCCACACAGGAACCGGUGACACCGUCAGUGGAAGUGCCUGAGGGCGCAGUGUCGACCACGGGCCUUGAUCCAGCGGUAGCCACGCCUCUCACGGGCUCUAUCCAUUCGGAACCCGCGACAUCACCGGAGGAAGCUACGUCGAAGCCUGUGUUCCUGAAGGGCUUAUUCAGUGUCCAGACUACGAGUCGUCGUCCACGAACCGUUAUUCGGCAAGACCUUGUACGCGUACUCAACCAGUUUGACAUCCAGCACAUCGAAAUCCGAGGCGGAUUUGAGUGCGUUUGUCACGGCCCUAUUCACGACUUGGAGCCUGGUUCAUCUCUUCACACAGCUACCAAUGACUUGACCAUGUCGACGCCCACGUCCUCUGGUGUGGACCCCGCUUCAUUGACGCCGAAUGAAAGUCAGCCCAUGGUGGCCACGGGUGUGGGCAAUGUGGACAUCAACACAAAUACACCUGUGGAUGCAUUGUCGCCGAGUGCCAUACCAGACUCGCCAGCGAUUGGUGGUGGUAGUUCUGGCGUGAAUGAGUUGCCAGUCACAACGGCAGAAGGAGAAGUUCAGUUUGAGGUCUUUGUUGUUAAGGUACCACUACUUCUUGGCAUCAAUGGUCUGCAAUUCCGUCGCGUAUCCGGAAACCCAUGGCAGUACCAAACGGUGGCCAAGCGCAUCUUGAACGAGCUUAAUUUGUAA